AUGGUUUGGCUGUACCACCAGAGCAUGAAUCACCGGAGGCAGUAUGAAUGUUGGACGCCACCAUCAACCUCAAUUGCUCCGCAGACGGAGGAGGAGUACCAGGACUUCUACGGCAAGGCUAAGAAGUACUUCUCCAAAGAGCAAAUCUUUGAUUGGGAUCCGCGAAAGAACACCUUGGAAGAGUUGUGCAACUUCCUGGGCAUUGAUCCCUGCAUCAAGAAGGGCAAGGUGCCCAAAGCCAUCAACACUUGGAUCUUUGAGCGUGAUUUUCCCAUCGCCGCCAAUGCGGUCAUCGUCUUGCGGCUGUUCCUACACUGGGUGAACUGGAAGCUGUUCGACGCGCUGCUGUCACUGCCCUUCUGGUUCUACCGCGCUUGGCGGGAACGGCCGAAAGUCGACUAG
This is a messenger RNA of Durusdinium trenchii, 402 nucleotides long. Lineage: Eukaryota; Dinophyceae; Suessiales; Symbiodiniaceae. The record is from the annotation of a GenBank genome assembly.